UGUUAUCUUUCAUCAUCUGGAUUUUGGGUUGUUGCGUAUUGGAAUGUGAUGUGAUUAACUAUUUUAUUUUUUUAUAUGAGCAACUUAUUUCACAAUAAUAUAAUACCGAUUGUACAAACGAAUAUCACACGAUUAAAGAAUAUAUAAAAAUCGUAACACAAUGUCGGUGAUAGAAUUCUUGAAAGACUUGCCGUCCUACGACGAGCAGAAUUUCAGUUUAUUCAAUACUGACAAUGGUAUCCGAAACUGUUCGAAGAGACCAUCAAUCUACCUACCUACGAAAGAUAUCCCUUCUGAACAAAUAAUUGUAACGGAGAAGACAAACAUUCUGCUAAGAUUUCUACAUCAACAGUGGGAGAAAAAGAACAACAAUGCAUCAAUAAGGAAGAGAGAUCAAUGCAACACUGAACAAAAUGGUGAUGAGAGAGUUCCGCGCAAGAGACCUCGACUCAACUCACCGAUGUACUGAAACAAACAAACUUUUCAAAUUUUGUGUUUAACUUGUACACACAAAAUGUGCAACCAUUUUGUAAACAUAUUUUUAUAUCACAUAAUUAGGUACAAUUAUAUGUUAAUCCUUGAAA
Messenger RNA from Leptidea sinapis, 584 nucleotides. RefSeq names its product DET1- and DDB1-associated protein 1. Gene Ontology annotation, biological process: positive regulation of proteasomal ubiquitin-dependent protein catabolic process. The coding region runs from base 161 to 469 and encodes 102 amino acids. The transcript has 4 exons. The record is from RefSeq and is a predicted model, not a curated record. Lineage: Eukaryota; Metazoa; Arthropoda; Insecta; Lepidoptera; Pieridae. Gene Ontology annotation, cellular component: Cul4-RING E3 ubiquitin ligase complex.